Peniophora sp. CBMAI 1063 is the source of this 489-nucleotide messenger RNA. NCBI's taxonomy places the organism in Eukaryota, Fungi, Basidiomycota, Agaricomycetes, Russulales, Peniophoraceae. The record is from the annotation of a GenBank genome assembly.
AUGGCUGGCGUCGGCACUGGUUUCAUCCCCUGCAACUCCCUGUCCGGUCUCCCUCCUCGUACCGGUCGAACUCUCGCCAUCGGAGGUGCAGCUGUUCUGUCGCUCUUGAUCGGUUCGUUCUACGGACACUCCUGGAACCAUAAGCGCAAAGAGUCACUGGACUUCAUUCGCCCGGGUUACAUCUCCAGCUGGGAGAAUCGCAUGAAGCAAGGCUACUCUGCAGAUCCAGAGACCCUAUACGACACAACUCCUGUCGGCAUGCUCGAGGAUCAGCGCAAGAUGUCUAACCCCGCUAUACCUCGUGAGAACAAUAAGCUUCAGCAUCGCACGCUCAAGAAUGCUACCCUACUCGAACAUCGACGUGCCGAAAAUGGAGCAUACCGCAUCCCGUACCCGCAGCGCGACCGCGGCGACGGCCUUGCGUACACCAAACGGAUGGAUGGUAUCGUUCCGAUGACGGGCAACGUCGCGAAGUCGAUGAAGGAUUGA